AUGAACUCUCCAAUGAGUAUUUCUCAGCUUAGUAAUCACCAUGCAACUGAUUAUUUCAAGAUUUCGUCUAGUUGGCCAAUGAACUACUCAGUUCCUACCAUAUCUAAGCCGGACAGUAACGACCAAAUGGUGAUGUCUGCGAAUGAAAAUAUAACCAUUGAUGCAACAAGUGGUUACAAAUUGUUUGGAGUUGAUCUGACGACUCCAACGGAAACAAAAGAUCUUAUAGAACAAAUUGACUUUUACCAAAAAGUUAAAACUUCCAAAAUCUCCAAAGAAGAAAAGAUUGAACAAAUCCAAACUCUGACAUCUUCAAAAGAUAUCCAAAGCCAGCAAAUCAAUUCGACUAGAAGUCGUAUCAAGGUUCAAAUGCAAGGUGUAGCUAUAGGAAGAGCUGUGGAUUUAACUGUUCUUGAUGGAUAUGACCAGUUAAUCGAUGAAUUAGAAAAAAAAUUUGAUCUCAAAGACGAGCUGCGUAUGGGCAAUCAAUGGGAAAUAGUUUUUGCAGAUGAUGAAAGAGAUAUGAUGCUUGUUGGAAAUGAUCCAUGGAUGUAA
This is a messenger RNA of Thlaspi arvense, 555 nucleotides long. The record is from the annotation of a GenBank genome assembly. Lineage: Eukaryota; Viridiplantae; Streptophyta; Magnoliopsida; Brassicales; Brassicaceae.